AUGUCGUGGGAGAAGCAAGGCUGGCAGGAGGCCGAGGAGGACCCCUGGCAGGAGACGAACUGGUGGCAGGAGACGAACUGGUGGCAGGACGAAUCCUGGCAGGACGACUCCUGGCAGGACGACUCCUGGCAGGACAACCCCCGCCAGGACGACAACUCCUGGAACUCCUGGCGGGACGACGAGACGAAGGCCAGCAGAGGGCACGGCAGUUUGGAGAAUCUGAACGCCCGGAAUCGCCGGGAGAUCAAGCGGUGGCGAGACGACAAGGAUGAGCUCGAGAAGGCCCGGUAUACCAUCCAGCAGCAAGAAGAUCUUAUCGACAACCUGAGAGGAUGUCUGUGGUGUGAGGAGGACAAAACGCAGCAGCUGACCGAGCGAGCAGACUCCUUGAAGAACACCAUGUUCGAAAUGGCAGACACGAUCCAGGAGAUGAGUGGGCAAAUCGAUGAGCUAAAAGGAGAGUCUGUGGAAUCCAUGCGAAGCCGCAUGCAAGCCGAGGGCAAGGUGUCAGAACUCCAGCAGGAGCUGAAGAAGCAGAGGAGUCGGAGCAGCUUGGAGAUGGGCUCUAAAGACCAGGAGUUGAAGGAAAUGCAGGCAAAGCUCGACGCGCAGGAUGCCGAGCAGAGCGAUCGUCUCGGCAGCUUGCACACUGACUUCAAGAGGUACCAG
Messenger RNA from Symbiodinium sp. CCMP2592, 669 nucleotides. Lineage: Eukaryota; Dinophyceae; Suessiales; Symbiodiniaceae. The record is from the annotation of a GenBank genome assembly.